CCAUAGAAGGAAACUUGUGCUCCUGCGCUCCAGACAGAAGCCGCGGAGCUGAACACGGAGCUCCGCCGAGAGAAUCGGAGUAUCGGGUCCGGUCGCACCCGGUCAGCGGGGAAUCCGUCCGUUCAGCAGCCGCGCCGGAGAUGUCGGACACGGGGGGCGCGUUUAUAGAGCCGCCGCUGUAAAUCAACACUGAAUACAUCUCCAUCAGAACCAGAACAGCACCACUACAGAACCAGAACAACACCAGAACCGCUGCACAAGGGGAUUGGGACAAGACCCAGAGGCGAGAGGUGCCAAACCCUCCCACCCGUUACUGCCCCUGAUGAAGGGCAUGGAGGUUCUGCGUCGUUCCUCAGUGUUUGCAGCAGAAGUAAUGGAAGUGUUUGAGCGCUCUCCCACUGAUAAGGAACUCGUCUCCCAGUCCAAAGUUCUGUGCAGAGACUACAUCCACUCCAGGCUGAACCGGGCCGGAAUCGGCUGGUCCAAAGCUGACCACGGGCUGUCUGCAGGCGGGUCGCUGGGGGAGGUGUCAUCAGUGCUUCUAUGGUUAGGUGACGAGCUAGAAUACCUGCGGCCAAAUGUGUACCGCAACGUGGCGCGCCAACUCAACAUUACGGUGGCAUCAGAGAGUGUGGUGUCUGAUGCCUUCCUGGCAGUGGCAGCAGAAAUAUUCUCCACAGGAGUGACGUGGGGUAAGGUGGUCUCUCUGUACGCCGUAGCCGGAGCUCUGGCGGUAGAUUGUGUCCGACACGGUCACCCCGCCAUGGUACAUACUAUUGUAGACUGCAUGGGCGAGUUUGUCCGCAAGAGCCUGGUGUCCUGGUUAAAGAGACGAGGAGGCUGGACUGAUAUCACCAAAUGCGUUGUCAACACGGACCCCAGCUUCCGUUCUCACUGGCUGGUGGCGGCGGCCUGCACCUGCGUGCACUACCUGAAGGCCGUGGUGUUCUAUCUGCUGAGAGAGAAGUGAUGAGCUGGAUGGCGGACACUGAUGGACAGUGAUGGACAGUAGAUAGAGGAUCUGCUGCUCCUCCGUUUUUGCUGGAGGGAGCUGCCAUUCACUGCUUCAGCCUAUCCCCACUCUUCAUCAGUUUACACGUGUGGAACUAUUGCACUGUGCCUUUAAUGAACUUAACUUCCUGUGUCUUCACUCAGUGGAUGUCUUCACUCACUGCCAAGCUUCGUACAGCUUCGUACACUAUAUGGACAAGAAGUAUUGGGACACCUCCUCAUUUAUUGUUUCUGCUUAAAUCAAGAGUAUUUGUUAGAGUAACUCUCUGUACUAUCUGUUCUACUAGAUUUUGGAGAGUUUUGACAUUGUUAUGAGGAUUUUAUUGCAUUAAGAAACAAGAUAAGUUUUAGGGAGGUCAGGAUGUUGGAAGAUGACAAUCCCACCUCAUCCCCAACUCCCCAACUCAUCCAAUCAAAGGUAUUGGAAGCUUUAAACCCUUUUAAAACCUCUCAAUAGCCCACACCUGUAGUAGGGAAUAUUGUAUUUGGUCGUACUUCACCACAAGGUCUAGUCAAACUGUGUGUGUACAUUUGCACAUUUGUACAUUUGCACAUCUGUGUCAGCAAUAGGUGCAUCUUAAACUACUGUAGCUGAAUGAUUUAUUUAUUAGAGGGAGUCUCUGCAAAGUUUUGGACAUUAAGGCUGUGUUCACAUUACCAGUCUGAAGUGACUCAAAUCCGAUUUUAUUGCUUUAUUCAUAUUUUUGAUUUUAGUGUAAAAUCCGGUAAUUUUACUUUACCAACCCCACUGCCCUUCAACAUGGGAUUUUGGGUAGUGUACCUCUUGGUGAGAAAUCAUUAACUGCUAGACAUGCUUCUAUGAUGGCCUUGAAGACUCCUCUGACCAAGCUGUUAGGAGGUGUUGGGAACUGGAAUCCUAGCAUCAAAUCCAGUUUCUGUUUGGGUUCUAAUGAAGGGUCGGGUUUGAGUAUGGAGAUCUUGUGGUGAGCACUUCAAUCCUGCCUGUGCUGUGGAGCGACACACUGCCCCAACAAACAGCUGUUGUGAUGAUCUGGAGAACCAUUGCAUAUCUAUUUAUGUAAACUCCACAUGAGAACGUAUGCUGUGGAGAAAUUGAGCAUGAUAGCAGUGUAAAGCUUUGUAACCAGUUAUAUUAAUAUAAAAUCCCAUAAUUUUACUUUACCACCUUAGUCCACAUGCUUUCAGUGAUGGUUCUUUAUCUCUCAGCUUGUCGAGAAAUGCAAGUGUAAAGUGUGUCUUUUAGGGGUGUCUCAAAGCUCAAAUUACACUGGAGAAAGAAAUGCCAAUUUCCCAUAGUGCUGCCUUAAUAAUAAAGGGACUUUUUAAUUUAAGUAAAACAAACUAAAAUAUGUCAUAUUUUCUGCUGAUUUUAGAGCAUAAAUUAUGUUUGAAUUUUAUAUUUAAUAUAUUAAAAGAAUAAAACCCCAAACAUAAUAUAAUAUACUUCCGGUCCAGAUGAUAACUAAGAAUUUUUCAGUUGGUGUUUUUUUUUUACGUAAAGCUAUACUGUAUAUACCAGUGUAGUAUUAAGCCUUUUUGUCACAAGGUUUCAACAAGCAUAAAGGGUAAAUCAAUGAUGUGUCUCACUGCCAUUACAGCUCUAUCUGUGUAGCAAUAUAGUUAUGCAGUAUGAACUUUGACCACAUUAUGGGCUUACCACUGAUAACACAAACACACAUUUCAACAUUCUUUUCACCUUUAUUUCAUAUUUUAAAUUUUAUUCUGUGAAUAACUGCACCUUUCUGUUGUGUGUUGGUAUGCCACACUGACUGUAUGCUAAAUAAAUGCUCAUAAAUGAAGAA
Astyanax mexicanus (Mexican tetra) is the source of this 2795-nucleotide messenger RNA. It is a transcript of the gene boka, whose product is annotated as BCL2 family apoptosis regulator BOK a. Gene Ontology annotation, cellular component: mitochondrial outer membrane. Bases 323 to 970 code for a protein of 215 amino acids. Gene Ontology annotation, molecular function: protein heterodimerization activity; protein homodimerization activity. Gene Ontology annotation, biological process: intrinsic apoptotic signaling pathway in response to DNA damage; regulation of apoptotic process; extrinsic apoptotic signaling pathway in absence of ligand. The transcript has 5 exons. NCBI's taxonomy places the organism in Eukaryota, Metazoa, Chordata, Actinopteri, Characiformes, Acestrorhamphidae. The record is from RefSeq and is a predicted model, not a curated record.